AUGCACCCCUUCGGCCGGGAGGAAGCGGCCUCCCUGGAGCGGCUCGCGGGCUUCUUCCGCGAGUGCGUGCGGCGCGGGCGCUGGGAGCUGGCGCGGGCCUGCGCGCCGCAGCUGCGCCGCGCGCCCGGCCGCCGCGCCGUCGAGCGCGCCCUGCUCGCGCUCCUCGCGCGGCCCCUGCCCGCCAGAUGUGCUUAUUACUUCCCUAGAUGUGGGCAGAACUGCAGCCCUCGAAGAGCUGCGUGGCUAUGGCUUCUUGUGCUGGAAAAAUGGCUUGCCUGUGAUCAGAAAACUGUUCCAGUUGCUCUUCAGAGAGAAACUGAAUUUUUACUGCUCUUGGAAGAACUACAGAAAGAUGUCUCUGAGGAAGUUCUAAAAGAGCUGUUUGAGGCAUUUGAGUGCACGCAAGACACGCAUCCCGCAGACAGGAUGAGAAAGGAUGACCAUUCCCACAGCUUCAGUCUGGGAGCCGUUUCAGCUCUCCGGAAGCUUUUGCUGCGAGCUCCCCAGAAGACCCAAGCUCUGCUGGAGUUCCUCCGGGGGGAACAAGCCGCACACGGCGCCUCUCUCCAGCAGUAUUCCUCUCUGCAGAAUAUCUUUGUUGACUUCCUUCGCGAAUCCUUAAAAUCCCUGCAGAGACGUCAGUGCCAUUCUGAGAUUUCAGGAGAACUGGAUCAGAGAGAACUAGUGGAUACAGUUUAUGGUGCUCUUACUAUGAUGAAUUUUGAUCCGGAACAUCAGCCUGAUGAAAUUCGGCAGCUCUUCAGGGAGCUGUCGGAUGCGUGUUGGGCUGAAGGGAGCCCACUGAGGGAAGAGAAGUUACUAAGCUGCAUGCUAAGGAAACGGAGCUACGGCCUCUUAAACAUCUACAGCAGUGUUUUUGUAGACAGAACAAAAGAAAGAUUUCUGGUGUCAAAAUCAAAAGGCUCCUCUGAGCAGCUGGAUACAGAGCGAGCAGUGAUGGCUUUGUUCUCAGAUCCCAAAGAGGCUGCUUCUUGGAAGACUGCCUAUUUCUAUUGCUUGAGCAGCAGCAAGCACUUUCUGGAGCAGAUUCUGGUGACUGCAUUAACCUUACUGAAAAGAGAAGACUUCUCAGGCCUGCAGAGUUUACUGAGGAGGGAAUUCAACCCCCUCAGUCGCCUUUUGAUAUUGCUAGGAUGGACUCACUGUCGGAGCUUGGAAUCGGCAAAAGCAUUGCUGUGGACUCUUCACAAAACUCAGGAUCUGUGCAAUGAUUUGGUGUUAAAGGAUUUCUGUGAUGGUCUCUGGGCUCAAGUGGAAGUCCUUGAAUGGUGCAUACAGCAAAACAGUAUUACUAUCCCAAAGAAGGUUCUUCUGCACCACCUGCAUAGUCUAGAUAGCCACACUGCAGUAUACUCUCUUCAUCACCUCACUAAUCUGCUGGCACUGAACGAAGAUGAUGUAAUUGAGCUUCUUCAAAAGAUUCCUUCUAGAGACCAACAGAUGCAGGUGCCAGCGGUUCCCAACGUGCUGAGCCAGCGGCGCAACGUGGCGCUGUUCCGUGCCUUCUGCGCCAUGAAGUACGCGAUCUACGCGCUCUGCGUGGGCUCGCGCCGGCAGUCCGGCUGCAGGGGCUGUGUGCACGGCCCUCCUGCUGAUGGCCCUGAAGACACAACUGCUCCCAGAGAAGCGGCAGGAGGCUGGCCUCCCUGCUCAGAUUGCUCAUCAGUCUUUCCCCAACACCUUGUGAAAUGUCAGCAGUUCUUAAGGAGUGUUCCUGCUCCCCUGCGCCUGGAGCUUCUGGAGAACAUCUUCUCCUUGCUUUUUGUUUCGUAUAGUGACCUUCACACAGAGAAUCUCCAACCUGAGGACUAUGCAGAGGAGGAUGAUCUUGACAAGAAGAGUUGUACUGUGAGUGUAGAAGGCAGUACUAGUCGACAGUCUUCCACUUCAGAAAGUCCACAGCACCAAGUAGAGGCUGACAAGAAAGUAGAGAAGCACCUGCUAGCUGCUCAGAGAGUGCACUCAGAUACUGGGGCUUUUUCUGACUCAGAGUUGCGUAGUAAAAGCUAUAAAUGUUCUCAGCAGAGCUACCUGGAUCUGAAACACUUCACCAGUGGUGUCACUGGCUUUUUAGUGGAUGACGUGACCAUGGAUGCCUUCCUCAAGUUGCUCCUCAACCACCUGGAAGAAAUUCAGAGUUCUCUCCCAUGGGACUCCAGUAAUGUGCUUUGUGAAGAGCUGGAGCUUGUCGAGUGCUUGAAUCUUUCUGCAAGCAGAGACAGUUUUGGGAAUCGUGUACUGCAGUUUUCCAAGCACCUUUCUGAAGCUCACUGGCGAUACAAAGUGGUGAUGAGUAACAGAAGUGCAGAACAUCAACUUGCAGCAUCCAGAAGAUACUGCUCUUUAAGCAGAUGCUCCAGUUUAAGGAAGAGAAAUAAAUCUCAAAGGUACAAGACAGAGAAAGAGGGAACUUCCAGCCCGUUGUUGGAAACCACAAGUAGCGAGCUAAGCACCACCAGCACCUCAGAGGGAAGUACCAAUAAUGUGUCUGGCUGGAGUGAUGCAGAAAGUAGGAUGAGACCACAGCAGCAAAACUCUCUGAUUCCUAUGAUGCUUUCCCCACCAGAAUCACUCCUGGUUUCUUGUGUUUUGAGAGGAAAUUUCAUAGAAGCCCACCAGGUGGCUUUGAUGUUUAAUCUGGAUAGUUCGUCUUGCUAUGGUGAGCUAGUUUUCAUGGAGCGCUACCAAGAGGCGGUACGAGAGAUGGCCAGAGUGGAGCACAACAUUGAGAAUCAAACAUCAGAUGGCACUGGAGGCAUCAGGAGAUCUGGCAGUGGCCGUUCAACACUCCAGGCUAUUGGGAAUGCAGCAGCAGCAGGCAUGGUAUUUUAUUCCAUCUCGGAUGUUACUGAUAAAUUGCUUGCAACUUCUGGAAGUCUUGCCCCAACUCUUCAAGAAAACUUCUGGACCAGCAACAUCCAGCUGGAGCAUACUGAUCCUCUGCGGGAAGUCCUAGAGGACCUCAGUCCUUCAGCAAUGGCAGCUUUUGAUCUAGCUUGUACUCAGUGCCAUCUUUGGAAGACUUGUAAGCAGCUUUUGGAAACAGCAGAAAGAAAACUGUACAAUAGCCUUGAAACUCGAGGCCACAGACUGGACUUUGUUUUAGUGCACUCUGAAGGCCUAAAGGGCUUCCCAGCAGUUCUUCAGCAAAUCAGUAAAAUUCUCAACUGUUCCUGCGCAUCACAAGGAGGGCAGUCUAAGUCAGAGAUCUCAGAUGAGAAAAGUGGUCCCUUUCGAUGCAGUAUUGUAGACCUUCUACAGGCUUGCUACCCUGCCUUGACUGAAGAGAGCAUUACUAAUGAGAUUACUUUAUCCCAAAAUCUCGAUCAGAUUCUAAAAGCACUGACCCGUGUUGAACAUUCUCUUGACUCUAAAGGGAGCCUGCUUAGCAGCUUGGUAGAACAGGCCUCUCUGAAACCUGUGGAACUGGAGAAGCAUCCAGUUUGGAAUCAAACCCAGCUCCUGUUGAAAUCUAUUGACCAGUACAUCCAAACCACACCAGAGAGCAGCACAAAGACAAACUUCCUGAAGACCUUCUUUGACUAUAUUACUACACUGGCUAGUGUUGUGUUGCGAAGCCUGAAUGCAGACCUAGAUCCAUCUGCAGAAGUGAAAGUGGGGAAUCCUUUCAUACUGUUACAGCAGAGUCCAUCUCACCUGCUCUCCCAACUUGUGUUUGAGAAGCAGGUUCAUCCCGACAGGCUUGCUUCCCUUUUGGCUAAAGAAGAGUUGAACUUGAAUUUACAGCAAGUUAUUGUUAACUGUUGCUGUGAGCCACUCUCCUUGUGCAGCACAAGGCAAAACAGCCAGAAAAUAUCCCUUCUGGUAAACAUAAGCAACCUAGCACACCUGUAUGCCUACAACUGCUUGCCAGAUGUUGAAAUACCCAUCUACAAUCCUGCAAGAGCCUCUGAGGAUGACUGCACGCUGGCCACGUCCUCCAUGGCUGGCCUGAACCAGAACACGCUCACCACCUCCUCCCUGGACUUCCUAAAGUUGCAGUCGCGGCUAAUGGCCACAGUGGCAUGUUUAAGUGCAGCAAGUGUACAGGAAGCUCCAAGAUCCAGUUUAUCUUGGAUGGAGUUUUGGGGCAAGCGGGAGGUGCCACUAGGUAUGGAGCAGAUUUCCAAGGAGUGCGAGGCUUUGUUGAAGGAAUUCUCAAUCCUGGAGCGAUUUCUUCUGAUGAUGCUUGAGCCGUUUGGAAAUCAGCAGGAGGAGGGCAGCAGUUUGGCUAGUGUCCUCUGUGGCAAGGCACACAUGUCUCUGGUUCUCUUAGGACUGCAUUCCUCCACAGCUGUGGAUGAACUCAUGGGGGUCUUUGAAGAAGCACUUGCAGCAAAGGAUUGGGACAGAGCUCUGAAGGUCUUGGAUCUGUACAGCCAAGGUGUGGAGGAGCUGGCCAGUGUGAAGGAUGCUGUGCUGAGCUGUGCAGCUGCUGAUGGUAAAGAUGGUUGGCAGUACUUGUUUCCUGUAAAAGAUGCAACGCUGAGGAGCAGGCUGGCCCUGCGCUGUCUAGACACAUGGCCCCUUGAUGCCUGUUUGGAAAUCCUAUCUUAUUGUGCCUCGGAUUUGGACAUAACUGGUGAACUAAAAUCUGCUCUGCAGAGCAGAAAGAAAGAACUGCAGGUUUAUCAGAAGAUAAUGAAUUUACAAAAUGAGCCACUGUGGAGUGACUGGCAGGAUCUGAAAAGAGCCUGCACUGAUGAUCCUCAAACCAUCAUGGAUAUCAUUCUGAAGGCAAAGGAUUAUGAGUUGUGCGAGGAAUGGGGCCACUUGUAUCCUGUCCCAAGAGAAAAUUUAAUAAGCUUUCACCAAGAACACCUCCUCCAUUUACUGGAGAUGGGAGACCUGGAAAAAGCAUUGAAGCUCUUGCAAAGAAUAGAAGACCCUGAUAUUUGCCUCGCCAUCAGUGAGCAGUGUCUUGAUCAGCACCCCAGCUUGGCAGCCUCUCACUUCCUGGCCAACUACCUCACAACUCACUUCUAUGGGAACCUGACAGCUGCACGACAUAAUGAAAUCCAGGCUCUCUACAUGGGAUCAAAAGUGUUGCUGACUCUACCUGAGCUCUACCGUGUUAACUACUUCCACCUCUCCUCCAGGCCACUGCUCAUGCUGGAGCAGCUCCUCAUGAAUAUGAAAGUGGACUGGGUAGCUGUGGCUGUGCAGACACUACACCAACUCUUAGCUGGACAGGACAUUGGCUUUACCGUAGAAGAUAUUGAUAACUUGCUCUCCAAGUAUGCAGAAAAAGCCCUUGACUUCCCUUUCGCAUUAAAAGAAAAGAGAUCAGAUUCUGUCAUACGUAUGCAAGAGAGUCUCAAUCAAAUAUUGGAGUGUGAAGCACUGUCUAAAUCAGGAUCACCAGAACCAUCUUAUGCCAACUUUACUGGCAUUACUCUAUCUGCAAGCUCCAGAGACAGAAGUCUGCAGCAGAAUUUGCCUCCUCAAGAAUUUGUGCCACCUGAGAAGCCACCGCCAAAACAGCAAUGGAUACCUGAUGACACUGAGAUGAUAUGUAUGGUCUGCAAAACCGAACGCUUUACUAUGUUCAACAGGCGUCAUCACUGCAGGCGCUGUGGCAGGCUAGUGUGCAGCUCUUGCUCCACCAAGAAAAUGACAGUAGAAGCUUGCAGAGAGAAUCCAGCUCGUGUAUGUGACCAGUGCUAUAGUUUCUACAACAGGGAACAUCUGCCUGGCUCUGUACAAGACACAAGCAUCACAAAAGAAGAUCAGGACCAAGCAGAAGCCACGGAGGCGUCUACUAACAAAUAUACCACAGUGGUGCAAAUUCCUGAAACAACUGAGCUUGAAUGGAUUGUGUCCCUCAAUGAAGAAGAAAAUGAAAUUGUACGCAGUGAAUUUUAUUAUGAGCAGGCUCCCAGCUCUUCCCUGUGUAUUGCCAUCCUCGGUCUGCACAGUGAUAGCGUGGUGUGUGGCCACCAGUUGAUAGAGCACUGCUGCAAACUCUCCGAAGGGCUGACGAACCCGGAGGUGGAUGCAGGACUGCUUAUGGACAUCAUGAAACAACUGCUUUUCAGUGCCAAAAUGAUGUUUGUUAAAGCUGGAAGGAGCCAGGAUCUGGCGCUCUGUGACAGCUACAUCAGCAAAGUGGAUGUGUUGAAUAUUUUGGUUACUGCUGCCUACCGUCCUGUGCCAUCUCUGAAUCAGAUUCUUCUCCCUGCAGCGGUAACAAGACUAAGAAAUCAGCUUUUGGAAGCAGAGUAUUAUGAAUUAGCUAUAGAGGUUUCUACAAAAUCCGGGUUGGAUCCAAGUGGAGCAUGGCAUGCCUGGGGCAUGGCUUGCCUUAAAGCUGGGAAUCUAAGUUCAGCAAGAGAGAAGUUCAGCCGAUGCCUAAAGCCACCUGUGGAUCUAAACCAGCUGACCUAUGGCUCAAGGUUGAUCCAAGAGGUGAUACAGUAUCUGGAGUCCACAGUGAAGCCCAUACACGUUGUGGAUGAUGACUACUUUGCCACGCUGAGGGAACUUGAAGCAACACUGAGAACAAGAAGUCUGUGUCUGGAGCUGGCGUGUGAGGGGAAGAUUCAGCACAACAGUUACUACCAGGAGUGCCUGUUCUAUCUUCACAGCUAUGGCACUAAUUUAGCAAUAAUAAGCUUUUACAUGAGGCAUGACUGCAUGCGAGAAGCACUGCUUCACUUGCUAAAUAAGGAAUCCCCAGCUGAAGUGUUCAUUGAAGGGAUCUUCAUUCCAAGUUAUGAAAGUGGAAAACUGCAUAUGUUGGAGAACUUACUAGAAACUAUCGAUCCGGGCUUGGAGAGCUGGGGAUCCUACUUGAUUGCAGCCUGCAAACACUUGCAGAGAAAGAACUAUUACCAUAUCCUAUAUGAACUGCAACAGUUCAUGAAGGAUCAUGUUCGUGCUGCCAUGACCUGCAUUAGGUUUUUCACUCAUGGAGCAAAGUCUUACACAGAACUGGGAGGCAAGCAGGCAUGGCUCCUAAAGAUCAAGGAUCACCUCAAAGUCUACCUGCAAGAGGUCUCGAGAAGCUCAGGGAGGAAAAAAAUGGUAUUCACCUUCCGGAAAAAAAUGUCUGCUACAGAUGUGUCAAGACAUAUCAAUACAGUUGAGCUGCAGAUGGAAGUAACAAAGUUCCUGCACCGAUGUGAGAGCUCGGGAACCUCUCAAAUGACAGAUGCUUCCUUGCCUACGCUCUUUGGAAACAAUAAUAUGAAAAUGGAUGUUGCUUGCAAGGUCAUGCUAGAAGGAAAAAAUAUUGAAGAGGGAUUUGGGAUUGCCUUCAGAGUCCUUCAGGACUUCCAGCUGGAGGCUACCGAAGUGUACAGCAAAGUGGCCAAGCAGCUGGUGAAGCAGCAGAAGUACAGCGAGAUCCGGCAGCUCCUCAAGUGUGUCAACGAGUCUGGAGCUGCGGCCAAGAACGAUGGGGAUAACAUCAUCCUGAGCUGUCUAAACGAGUCCAAGAGCAUUCCUGCUGAGGAUCUUGAUAAUCUGAUUCAGGAUAUGGACAGUGAUGAAAACAAGAUCCAGGCCUACCUGCUGUGCAACAAGCUGCGCUCUGCCUACCUGGUGUCGGUGCGGCAGGAGGCGGCGCGGGCCGUGCAGCUGGUGCAGCACGUGCGGCAGCUGGCGCAGAGCGGCGGCGACGACGUCGUGCAGGCCAUCUGCGCCCAGUGGCUCCUGGGCCACCAGCCCCGAGCGCGCGGCCGCCCGGCCCACGGCCCCAGGAAGUAGCCGCUCUCGGGCCUCCUCCGGGAAGGGCUCGACUCCCCCGGCUCCGCGAUCCUGUGGUGACAGGGGGGUCUCUUGGAGGGUGCUGGUGGCCAAUGGAAGCUGCUAAUGAUCCUCUGGCGAAAGGAAGGGAACUAACGUACAAGUGCCAGGGCUUCUUGCUACCUCAGGGUGUUUUCUGGCCUCUGUGUGUGCGUCUGUGUGUGUGUCUGUGUGUGUGUGGAGACUUUCAAACUGAACAAAUGAGACGUUUUAGCUUUAUGGAAGAAGGCACUCAUGUAUUUUAGGAAGAUAAUGAUCUUUUGGUCAUGGUUCUUAUUUUUAACCCAUAAAACCUUCACAGAGAGGAUGGUAACAUCUCAUCAGUAUGAUGUAGCCUAGAAUAUAUAUGGUGGGUUUUUUUU
Messenger RNA from Nothoprocta perdicaria, 8132 nucleotides. It is a transcript of the gene ZFYVE26, whose product is annotated as zinc finger FYVE-type containing 26. Gene Ontology annotation, cellular component: midbody; centrosome; lysosomal membrane. The transcript is spliced from 41 exons. Bases 1 to 7731 code for a protein of 2576 amino acids. Gene Ontology annotation, biological process: mitotic cytokinesis; double-strand break repair via homologous recombination; regulation of cytokinesis. The record is from RefSeq and is a predicted model, not a curated record. Gene Ontology annotation, molecular function: phosphatidylinositol-3-phosphate binding; metal ion binding. NCBI's taxonomy places the organism in Eukaryota, Metazoa, Chordata, Aves, Tinamiformes, Tinamidae.